Molecule: messenger RNA, 1128 nt
Organism: Lycium barbarum (goji berry)
Lineage: Eukaryota; Viridiplantae; Streptophyta; Magnoliopsida; Solanales; Solanaceae
Exons: 4
Coding region: 1-1128 (375 amino acids)
Molecular function (GO): zinc ion binding
Source: RefSeq, a predicted model, not a curated record
AUGUUCAAAGUGAGAGAGUUUGUGGACAAAUAUACAUGUCCGUUGAAGGAUAAGGUGUAUUCUUGUAAUCAAGCAAGUAGGAGGUUUAUACCAAGCAUUAUUAAACCAAAAAUAACAAAUUAUAAGAGGAAGUAUACACCAAAGGAUAUAGCAGAUGAUGUCAAAAAUGAAUUUGGUGUGGAUGUGAACUACAUGAAGGCAUAUCGUGCUAAAGAAAAGGCUAUGACUAAGUUGAGGGGAGAGCCAGCAGAUUCAUACAAGAAGUUACCUGCAUAUGUAUAUAUUUUGGAUAAAACGUACCCAGGCUCUCACGGCAGCCACCUCAAACAAGAAUACAAUGGUACAUUUGUUUCGGCAAGCACAUUGGAUGGUGCAGGUAAUAUAUUGCCUUUAGCAUAUGGCGUGAUAGAUUCAGAAAAUGAUAAGUCUUGGUCAUGGUUCUUUCAACGAUUCAAGGAAGCGUAUGGGGUAAGGGAUAACGUGUGUAUUGUUGAUAGACAUGAAAGCAUUAUCAAGGCUAUAUGUAGAAUUUAUCCUAAUGUCCCGCAUUUAGCAUGCAUAUGGCAUCUUUGGAAGAAUGUAUACAAUAGAUAUAGGAAGAGUCAUGAAGUGUUGAGUGGGGUGUACUAUAAAUUGGCAAAAGCAUACACGCAGAAUGAUUUUGAUAUGCUAAUAGAAAAGGUUGAGAAAAAGGAUAUUCGUGUGAAGGAGUACUUGGAGUUAGCUGGAAGAGAAAAGUGGGCUAGGCUCUACUGUCCAGUUAAUCGAGCAUGGACAUUGACAUCAAAUAUUGUUGAGGCCAUCAUUGUGGCAGUUGUAAUUCCAUCAACCGAAUACUUGCAGACGGUUAUUGAUGAAGGGAAGCGUUUCAUUGUUUGUAUUGAAAAUAAAACUUGCAGUUGCAAAAUGUUCCAAAUGGAUGAGAUACCCUGCCCCCAUGCUUGGGAUGUUCUUAAGAAAAAGAAUCUCACUGCCGACAACUUCUUCUCAAAUUUGUACAAGCCAGAAACUGUGAUGAAGACUUAUGAUGUCCCGAUUUAUCCUUCACCGGAUGAGAGUGAGUGGAAUGUGCCUGUACACGUUUCAGAAGAGGUGGUUUUCCCACCAAGGAACAAGAGACCUCCCUGA